ACACACACUCUCACAGAAGCAGUUCGUGUACUUCGUAAAAAUAACCGACGCUCGUUUCAAUCGUUCGUACGUUCGUUCGUUCGUUUGUUCGCAACGUUCGUUAGUCGCUUCGUAAUUUCGUUUUUUCAUUUGGCGUUUUCGGUUCUAUCGCCCACACUCUCUCAGUGUGUUUGUGUUAUUUGCGAGUGUAUGUGUAUGCAUACGUAUGCGUGAGUGAGUGAGUGAGUUGAUUUUGGAGCCGGUAACCGAACGUCGUUCAACGUCAUCGUCAUCGUCAAUUUCAUAACGUCAUUUCGUUUUGGCCGUUCGCCUCACAGCACUCACUGUGUGCACUGUGCGUGUAUCUCUGUCACAACUGUAUCUGCAUCUGUAUCUGUUGCCCGCCCGCAGCUAGUCAGCCGGACUUGCGUCUAUCGUCUGCUCAAUUUCGGCGCGUUAAGCCAAAAAUAAAGUACAAGAAAUUAAACACAACCACAACAAAGAGAAACACGACAAAAAUCCUUUCAUAUUUACAAACAAAGUGCUCAACAACAAAAAAGUGAAGUGUAAAGCAAGAAAUCCGCAAAAUUGUGUUUGACAGUGCGCGCUAAAAGUAAACACAUCUUAAAUAUAUGCACAACAGCAACAACAACAAAAACACACACACAUACACCACAUAUAUUAUACACCACAUACCAAAACACACACAAAGGCUGCAACGGCCGUAAAGUGCCCCCCACUUCAACUAAAGCGACACAUUUUAUGCUUGAGCUAAGCAGUAACAACAACAACUACACAGGCAGCCAGCAAAAUCACUAAGCUCUUUGCCAAAUACGCGAGAGUGAAAAAAAUAUAUAUAAUAAUAAAAAAAAAAAAUCAAGUAUAUAUAAAAACGUCCCCAGCAUCGUAAUAAUAAAAAUAAAAAAAGAAGGCAAGCCAGCAAGCGCCUUUGGCCAAAUAUCAAAGUGCACAUAUUGGGAUUAAAGAAGCAGCUAAACAACCAGAAGAAGUAUAAGAAGAAGAGGCAGCAACCACACAACUACAACAAAAUGUCACGGAUCGUUUUAGUGUUUCUGGCAGCCAUUUUAUCAGAUGCGCUCAGCUAUGGCCAGGUGAACGUCGAGCCAAAUACAGCGCUGCUCAACGAGGGCGAUCGCACCGAGCUCCUCUGUCGCUACGGUCGUGCCAUCAACUAUUGCCGCAUCGAGAUACCCGGCGAACAGAAGGUUUUGAAUUUGUCGCCCGUCUGGAGCAAGACACCAGGAUUUACGUACUAUGGAGCCGGUCUGAAUGCGGGUCAAUGCGGUGUCAGCAUUGAGCAUGUCAAGGCCAGCAAUAAUGGCCAAGUCAAAUGCAGUCUUGGCGUUGAGGGCGAGGAACUCUCAGGCACCAUUGAUUUAGUCGUUGCAUUGCGUCCCAAGCAGCCAAUGAUUGAGCUGAUCACCAAGCCGAAUCGCGAUGGUUACUUCUCCGAGAACACCGAGUUCCAUGCUCGUUGCAUUGUUCGCGAUGGUCGUCCGCCAGCAAACAUCUCGUGGUACAUUGACAACAUGCCCGCCAACAAGAACACCAACCAACUUCAGAUUCUCUCCACGCCCACCCACGACAAUGUCGAGUUGUCCACCUCCGUGCAGGAAAUCAAAUGGCACUUGGCCCCCGAGGACAGCAACCGCAAGCUCGUCUGCCGCUCCCAUCAUCAGACCGAUCGCGAAAGUGUGCCCGCCCAGGAAGCUGCCUACAUCAUAAUGGUGCGAUAUGCCCCCGUCAGUCAGCCCGAGGCGUCCGUUUAUGGAUUGUACUUGGAGCACACUGCCAUCGUGAACAUUACGAUCCGGGCAAGUCCGCCACCGACCAUUGAAUGGAACGUCGCCGGCGUUGUCAUCCCACAGGGCCGCACCGAGGGACGCUAUUCGGCAUACGACCCACAGUAUCUGGGCAACGAUCUGUACAAUGUGACACUGGCGAUUGGCGGUCUAACUCUCGAGGAUACGACCAAGGUGUACCAGCUGCGUGCGAGCAACGAAAUCGGCAUCGCUGAUUAUUCGGUGCGCAUCAGUUCGUCGAGCAAGCCUCCGAGCAGCAGUUUAGAUGUGGCUGCCAUCGUUGGCAUCGUUGUGGCCAUCGCCGUGCUGCUGCUGAUUGUGCUCCUUGUGCUGUUUGCGCGUGCCACCGGCAGAUGGUGUUUUGGAGGCAAGUCAUUGAAGACGCCCACAAAUGAAACCAGCGACACCGAAAGCGCCGACAUAAAAGCGACCUCCACUUCAACGGCAACGGCAACAACGACGGCAACAACAACUGGAGCAGGAGCCGCCCACGACGAUGACGCUGAGGAUGAGCAACAGAAUGGAGGCAAUGGAGGGGCGUCGGCGGCGUCAGACGCAGAGCGAGCGAACGGAAAGAAGGCGAAACGAUUGCCAGCGUUUGCUGUUGCCAUUUUAAAGCGAUUCAAUGAGAGGGAUGCCAACAAACACAGCAGCAAGGACAACAAUGCGGAGACAGGCAUAAAUGAGCAGACGCAGGACAACAAUACAACAACAACAACAACAGCAGCAGCCACAGCAGCAGCAACAACAAUCGAUGGCAAUGACAAUGAACCAAAGCAAGACAAACAACUCGUCUAUGCUGAACUUGUACUAAAGCCCGCCCAAGACAAGACAUCAGCAGCCAGUGCAACAACAGCAACCACAACAACAACAGCAGCAACCACACCACCAGCAGCGGCAGCAACAACAAAUGGGGCAGCAACAACAUCACCUGUGGACGGAGCUGGAAAACAUGCAACAGAAUAUGCCGAAAUAGUUUAUGUGCAAAAGGGGGAAGGCAAGAAAUGAGAUGCACUUUUGAAUGCCCAAUGAGGCUGUACAACAACAACAACAACAACAAAAUUAUGCAGCACCAGCAACCACCACCAGCAAAACAACAACAUUUAAGUAAAUACGUUGCGAGCUACAACAACAAAAAUGAAAAUGAAAACACGAAACCCAAUGCAUAAAUACAACACAUUAAAUAAUAAUGAUAUUUAAAUAUACGAGUACAUAUAUAAAAUUAAAAUGCGAACAUGAAAAAGUCUUACGUGGUUUUUCAAAAAAACUCCAUGAGUGUGUGUACUAAAAAUCUUAAAUCUAAUUAAAUGUAAAGUUAUAAAUGUCAGCAAAAAGUAAACAUAAAUAUGAAGAAGAACAGAAACCCAACAAAAAAAAAACCCCAAUAAAUGUGUUAUACAUUUUUCCACAUAAAUUAUUCAUAAAACAUUAAAUCAAAACUAAAAAAAAACGACAAAAAAAAAUAGCGCACAGAAGUUGUCACACAAAACGCAGCCCACACAUCUAAAUAAAAUUUACACAAAUAAAAUAAAUCAACUUAUAAUAAAUAAAUACGAGAAUGCAAAACAAAAAUAUUAUAAAUUAAAUUUACAUAGGCAAAAACAAAACUGAAAUACAAAACACAAAAAAAAAAACAGAAAAAACGAAAAAAAAAAUAUUUGAAAAAUCUCAAUUAUUUACAUAAA
Drosophila albomicans is the source of this 3487-nucleotide messenger RNA. RefSeq names its product fasciclin-3 (gene Fas3). The record is from RefSeq and is a predicted model, not a curated record. Gene Ontology annotation, cellular component: adherens junction. Bases 1029 to 2810 code for a protein of 593 amino acids. The transcript is spliced from 7 exons. Gene Ontology annotation, biological process: heterophilic cell-cell adhesion; homophilic cell-cell adhesion. Lineage: Eukaryota; Metazoa; Arthropoda; Insecta; Diptera; Drosophilidae.